CUUCUGUAGAGCCUGGCCAAGUUAACAGAUGGAUUCAGGAAUAGCUGUUGUAUUACAGAUUCCCUGCAGGAUCUCCAGCACAAUUCUAGUUCACUCAGCGACUCCUGUUUACCUCAACAACACUGCGAUGCUUGUUCUCAGACUGACAUCACUGGAGAGUUUGGGUUUGAUGAUAAAACAAGACUUGUAGACAAAGUAAGACUGAACUGGCAAUAUGAAGAGGCCAAGAAAAGAGUUUCGAAUAUACAGCAGCAGCUGGCCUUGCUAGAUAAUGAAUCUUGGCCAGGAAUGGCUGAAGCGGACAGGGACCGUCUUCAGCUCAUCAAAGAGAAAGAGGCUCUUCUUCAGGAGUUGCAGCUCAUCAGUCAGCAGAGACGAUCCCCAGAAGACAUUGCACGUUUGGAGGAAGAAAAAAGACGCUUGGAGGAUGAAAUUCAACGGGCUCGAGCAACGUCUGCUCAUGGGGCCACUGAAAGGAUACUGUUACAGGAAAAGAGAAAUUGUUUGCUUAUGCAACUAGAAGAAGCCACACGUUUAACCUCAUAUUUACACUCCCAGUUAAAAAGUCUGUCGGCUAGCACCCUCACGAUGUCCUCUGGCAGCAGCAGGGGAUCCCUGGCCUCCAGUCGAGGAUCCUUGGCCUCCAGCAGAGGCUCCCUCAGCUCGGUCAGCUUUACAGACAUCUAUGGCCUUCCGCAGUACGACAAGUCAGACAGCGUUACAGACUACGGGCAGCAUUUACGCUUUGACAUAAUUCCCUUUGAGUCUCUCACAAAAGAUGUGCCAUACACUGAUCCCAUCGGACACUCAAAUUUCAAUAAGCAGCGGAGGUCUCUGGAUACCCCGCAGUCCCUGGCGUCCCUGUCAUCGCGGUCCUCCUUGUCAUCGUUGUCACCUCCAAGCUCACCUCUGGACACUCCAUUUCUCUCUGCAUCUCGAGAUUCUCCCUUGGCUCAGAUGUCGGAAGGUUUUGAGGAGAUGGCAAGCAUAGGAGCCCUGGAAAUGCUCAGGGCUCAGACCACAGCGUUGGGUGACGAUGAUGCACAAGGAACAAGCUCGUCUCAGACAUCCACUUACCCUGUGGACAAUGAAGGGCUGCGAGAAAUGGGACCACAGCUGACUGUCCAAACUGGUGGAGCUGUAACUCUGCGAGGAGACAGUGGUAGAAGAUCGGAGAGGAGAGCCAGGCGAGUUUCAGCAUGUCUCUCAGAUCAUUCACUGGCUAGUGACAGUGGCGUGUUUGAAGCUUUAAGCAAAAGGAAUGAAGAUCUGGAAGAGCCUGUUUAUGGUGAUGCUGCCAGUAAUGAAGAACCACAAAUACAUGUUGGAUUUCUGCAUGACAGUGGAAGUGAAUGUCUGUUAGUCCAUGUGUUACAGCUGAAGAACUUUACUAGACUAGUUGUUAAAGAAAACUGCAAAAUUCAUGUGAGAGUUUAUUUGCCACCACUUGAGUCAGGCACACCAACCACUUACUGCUCUAGAGCUUUGGAAUUCCAAACUCCAUUAAUAUUUAAUGAAGUUUUCCGAAUCCCUGUACAUUCAAGUGUUUUGAAAUUAAAAUCACUGCAGCUGUAUAUCUGUUCAGUUGACCAUCAGCAACAAGAAGAACUAUUGGGCAUUGCUCAGAUAAACCUGACUGAUGCAGAGAGUUCUGGUGAGAUGCAGCUUCACUGGUAUACUGUUCAGAUCUUCACUGGUUCAGACCCCCAGAGAGCAAAGAACAAAAACCAGUGUGAAGAAAGUAUUCCCCGGUCUUCUGGAAAUGUAACUACAGUUAAAACAGAUGCAGUGACAGCCCUGUUAGCUAGGACCACCGCCCAGCUGGAAGCAGUUGAGAGAGAGCUGGCAGAAGAGAGAGUGAAACUGGAGUACACAGAGGAGGAAAUCCUGGAGAUGGAAAGAAAGGAAGAUCAGGCAGAAGCCAUAUCAGAAAGGAGUUGGCAAGCAGAAUCUGUUGACAGUGGAUGCAGUAAUUGCACCCAGACUAGUCCUCCUUAUCCAGAGCCAUUUUGCGGGGAUUCGUUAGCUGGACACAUGUUUGCAACUCAGGCGGGCCAGUACAGUUCUGGGAAAGUGCAGCCUCCGCCACUAAAGGUGGAUAAGGAAACUAACACUGAAGAUCUGUUUCCUGAAGAAGUUGCUAUUCUUCCAAAAGAGAGAACGAGCCGCAGGCCACGGGGUUCUGCUUUUGUUCGCAGUAGCACUAUUGUUCGUUCCCAGACCUUCUCGCCUGGAGCACGAAGUCAAUAUGUUUGCAGACUGUAUCGCAGUGACAGUGACAGUUCAACUCUGCCAAGGAAGUCCCCUUUUGUCCGGAAUACAUUGGAGAGGCGUACUCUACGAUAUAAGCAGUCCUGCAGAUCAUCUUUGGCUGAGCUUAUGGCAAGGACGUCCUUAGACCUGGAGCUGGAUCUCCAGGCAUCCAGAACUAGACAGAGACAGCUGAACGAGGAGAUAUGUGUUCUAAGAGAGUUGAGACAGCGUCUGGAAGAUGCCCAACUCAGAGGGCAGACAGAUCUACCCCACUGGGUCCUUCGGGAUGAGCGAUUCCGAAACUUGUUGAAGGAAGCAGAAAGGCAGACCAGACAGACCAAAUUUGAACAUCACCAAGAGCAAGCAGCUGAAAAGAUGCUAAAGAAAGCAUCAAAAGAAAUAUACCAGUUGCGUGGGCAAAAUCAGAAGGAGCCCAUUCAGGUGCAGACUUUUAGGGAGAAGAUAGCUUUUUUUACAAGACCAAGGAUUAACAUACCUCCUCUGCCAGCUGAUGAUGUAUGACAUGUUGCAUUGUAAACAUGAAGUAUUUAUCGCUUUUAUUUUAAUGAAGUUAUUAGAUUAGCCAAGUUUCUUU
Molecule: messenger RNA, 2848 nt
Organism: Cariama cristata (Red-legged seriema)
Lineage: Eukaryota; Metazoa; Chordata; Aves; Cariamiformes; Cariamidae
Gene: WWC3
Product: WWC family member 3
Exons: 17
Biological process (GO): regulation of DNA-templated transcription; regulation of hippo signaling; negative regulation of organ growth
Cellular component (GO): cytoplasm
Molecular function (GO): kinase binding; molecular adaptor activity
Source: RefSeq, a predicted model, not a curated record